GUAUAAUAGUGAUGUCAUACCCGUGGGGCUACCUAUCAGACACGAGAGGGCGCAAGUUGGUCCUCAUGUAUGCGAUGUGCGGCAGCUUUGUGAGCGCCGCUCUCAGCAGCCUAGCGCCUAGCUGGCAGGUCCUCGCCGCGCUACGCUUCAUCAGCUCAGCCAUGUCGAGUGCGGCGGAAUCAGCGACGUACGCGCUGCUUGGCGAGUGCUGUAACUCGCGAUCUCGGGCGCGAUACAUGUUGCUUAUGACCAGCGCCCUCAUGCUUACACCUACACUAUACUACAUAUGGGGCUACUUCAUCACCAAGCUGGACUUCUCUAUCCCAUUACUGGGCAUAGUGUAUCGUCCAUGGCGGUUACUGACGCUGGUGAUGGCGUUACCGCUUGGCAUCGGCGCUUUGCUGCUAUACUUCUUUAGCGAGAGCCCCAAAUUCCUGUUACCUAAACCCUGCAUCCAUCAGGUGCUGUCCAUCAGCAUUUUGCUGGUGGCGGCCGCGGCGGCCUUCGUGAUCGACAACACGGGCGAGCCCAUCUCCGGCCUCAUCUUCUUCUACAUCUUCCUCACCACCGCCAUGGUCUUCGGCGUCGUCUCCUCCUACUUUGUUGACCUUUAUCCUACAUCAUACAGAGGUAUGGUGGCGUGCUUGGGCAUGAUGGUGGCGCGGCUGAGCGCCUUCGCCGGCACCAACCUCGUCAGCAGCAACAUGACUGAGCACUGCUCCCUCGCCAUCUACAGCAUCGCCGGCCUCGUCAUCAGUAAGUCAUCAUCGUCAUCACCAGCUCACUAUAGCCCCCACCUCGCCCUCAUCUCGCCCUCAUCUCGCACCCAUCUCGCCCCCACCUAGCCCCAGCCUACCGUAAGUUAGGGUAUCUAGGCCUUAGUUAACCACGCUGGCUGUUUGGAUGGCUGGCUGGAUGUUUUCCUUCACCGUAAGAACGUCGGGUUAAUUAUGUACAUGUUACUCAACACAUUAUAUGUUAAUCAUUAAAUAAAUCCAUUACAACUUCCUGUUUUUACAAGCUGUAUAAAUGGAAUCCUUUUUUACUUGUAUGGGAAUUUAAAAACUAUAAAAACAACUGUUUAUGUGAUUUCAUGUUAUUGUGUGAGUGGUUUUAAGGUUGAAACAUUGAAUAAUAUUUUUUUAACACAAAACCUUAAUGACUAAUAAAUUAAGUACAAACGUGGGAAAACAUAGUGUUAUCUUCUCGUUAUGUCUCUUAUAUACAAAUUAGACAUACUAACUUCCGACCGCGACUUCGCGGGGAAUUUAAAAAUAUUAAACAGCCUACGUGGUCGUCCAGACUAUGUUUUACAUCUGCCGAAUUUAAGUAAUCCAUUUAAUAUUAGUGUAGAGUUGGUAAGAUAAAAUAAACAGUCUUCUUAAAACUAUAUUUCUCACCCUUAUCCCCAGUUUUACAAGAUAUAAUUUUUUACUUAAUUUAUUCGUUUUAGAAAACGUACGGCUCUCUUUUCGCGUCUUUUUCGUCUAUUUCUUCCUACAUUCACUUCAGUCUCUCACACGUCAGUCAAAUCACUCACUCAUCUUCGUUCGGAAACACACACAACACAUCCCACAUUAGUAUAGUAUAAAGUAUGAUUAUUAUAAAAGAUAUUUCAAUAUAUCGAAAUACAAUUUUUGAUACAUGUUUUAUAAAAAUGGAAACGCAAAAUAUAUUAUUUCGGUAAGCAUUUCAUUGCUACGAGUACUUGACAAUGAUACUGAUAAAUUGUGUAUUUCUCUUUAACCUUGUGUGUCGCCGCGGAGAGAGGCAGCUUCCCCUAGGUCUAGUCUAGAUCAUCGUGUGGUGACGCGCGUGUCUAACAAUGUACUCUCCCAAGCCACAAUCAAACAAAAGGCACAAAAAAAAAUCUCUAUCUCACGAUCUUAUCUAAACAUUUUUAUUUUACAACGUUGUAUUUCAACUUUUUGGUUACCGACGCAAUUAUUAUUUUUUUCUAUGAUCUCGAAAUGUUUCAAGUUUUAAAAUCCAGACACGGUCAAUAUUUGUAAUAAAAAUAAGAUUUGUAAAAAAAAUAGGGCUCAUUCACACGAGGAUGAGAGUUCUUUUUGACGAAUUUCUUUUCACGAUUCGGUUUUUGUAUCGGUGGCAAUGCUUUUUAAAUAAAUGUUGUAAAUAAAAAAAGUAUUUAACGACACGUCGACAUUUG
Papilio polytes (common Mormon) is the source of this 2170-nucleotide messenger RNA. RefSeq lists its product as uncharacterized. The annotation marks the transcript as partial. The record is from RefSeq and is a predicted model, not a curated record. Gene Ontology annotation, molecular function: transmembrane transporter activity. Lineage: Eukaryota; Metazoa; Arthropoda; Insecta; Lepidoptera; Papilionidae. The transcript is spliced from 5 exons. Gene Ontology annotation, biological process: transmembrane transport.